UUCUCUUGCUUUGUUUACGGAUACAACAAAUGGCAUCGCAUGACAGUUUUGAUAUCGAACGACUUUAUAAGUUGUUCCAUAGCUGUAUAAAAGAUGACGACACGAUUGAUAUGGACGAAUAUGUGAAUGCAUACGAAGAAUUAUCAAAGUUGUUCCAUAUUCUUGGUUCCGUGUUCAGCUUUGUGAACUCAGAUGUGGUAGAAAAGGUUGGAAUUUUACGAGACUAUAGAAAAUCUCCUGAAGCUGCUGAAUAUGAAACAUUUGAGAAAAUGAUCAAGUAUGAAGUGGCCAAUAAGACAACAGAUAAUAAAAAGAAUGCUUCAGGAUCUAGGACAUUAUUACGUCUUCACCGUGCUCUAGAAUUUACAUCACGUUUAAUGCAUGACGUAAAAGCAGCCGAUGAACACGAGAAGAUGUCCCACAUUACAAAGGAGGCUUAUGAUGCAACAUUGUCUAAACAUCACCCAUGGUUGAUACGAAAGGGGGUCCAUGUAGCUGUUUAUACCCUACCAACAAGGAAGCAUUUUAUAGAGAAAUUAAAGGCCAAGGAUCCGGUCCAAGGUUUGGAGUACUUAGGAAAGACUGCUGAUAUUCAGCAGAGGAUAUUUAAUGUGACAGAGGCUAUAUACACAAGAGAAGAUCUUCAUGGACUGCCCUAAUGCAGAACAAUUUUUUAGUUUCUUUAAAAUAAUUUUUUAUUGUUUUUUUUUAUCCUUUAUGUUUGUAAUUUUUUUCUCCUAAUGUGUACUGUUAAAACGUUUUUGUUCUUGGAUUUCAGCUUACAGUAUUGUGAUUUAUUUGUAUGUUUAUUCUUAUUUAUAACUUCAUGCAAAGAUACCUUGUAUAAAUAUUGUACUAUAGAUGCUCAAAUUACAGUAUAUCUCUAAUGUCAGAUUUAUAUGUUAUAAACAAAUCUUAAGUACUAAUUGCUUAAACAAAACAUCAAAAACAAUAACCACACUUUUUAGUUGUAGAAGUAUUGGUGUUUUACAUGUAUGUAGAUUUAAUACGUUGUACUUUGGGACACUAUUGAAUUAAAAGAUUUUUUCCCCUCUAUAAGUAAACACAUUAUUUUGAAUAGACAUUGAUUAGGGUAUCAGACGUGGAAUGGAAUUUCAUGUUUGUAUCCUGUCAAUUAUUUUUUCUUACUUAAUAUGAUAAAUUUUCAAGUUACUUAAUUUAUGAUAGAAAUAUUUUGUUCAGUAUUGUUAUAUAUAUAUAUAUAUACAGAUUUGUCAUCAGAUUGAAACUGAAAUCCAGAUUUUGUAUAGAAUAAUCAAAAUUUGAAUACGGUAGCUAGAAUAUAUGGAGUAUAUAUUUUUUUUUACAUAUUCAAAUUUCUUUAAAAAUCGUAAAAUAGUCCUUUUGGACAGAUACAGUGAUUAUAAUAAAUUAACCAAUUAUUUAUGUUAUGUCUUAUUUAAAAAUGUGAUAUUUUUUGUGAAAUCCUUGUUACAUUCCAUUUAGUGAAAUGGGCCUCUGACUCAACAUGCUCUCAAAUGAAGAAGUCUGUGUCAAAGGGAUGUUAGACACUUCAAGGCACAGAUCAUGAUACUGCCUUAUUCAAGAUAUUAUGAUAUAUAGGAAAUGACAUUGAACAAACUGUUAUGUGUAUUCCAACCAGACCAAAUUUGGCUUCUUUUAUUUUUUAAGAUACAUGUGCGCUAGUAGUGAUUCUGAAAUGUUGUACUAUAAUUUACUUUAAUGAAUAUAAAUGUUUUUCUUUUAAGUACAUAAAUUUGCUGAAAUUAAAAUUUUGUAAAAACACUAAUUAAAACAAGUGAUAAAAAUGCACCUUAAACAUCAGAUAAUUAAAGAAAUAAUAACAGUCAUGACAGAAGGUACCAGAUCAAAAAGAUUUAUAACAUUCAAACUUUUUAAAAAGUUAACAAGAAGAAAUAAUAUAUUAUAUUUUACACAAAGGAGGAGGUGUGAUGAUAAGAGCCAUUACAGUCGGAAAUCUAGUGACAAAAUAUUACCUCCCCUGUAAACACUGAAAACUAGAUCUUCUCAAUGUUUGUCCCAUUUUAGCAAGGACGCUAUCAAUUAUGGAUUCACUGGAAAAAAUUCUGGUAAAUAGACAGCAGGCUAUAGAAGCUUGAUGUAAAAUUGGUUUAAAAUGUUGCUAUGCGAAUAAAUUCCUGGAGUACCAACUUCAAUUUACUUUUCUACUGGCUGUAUACCUCUCUGGAACAUGAUUUUUUUUCCAAUUUUUUUUAUCAAUAUGCAGCAAAGAUUGGCAUUUUUUAAAUUUCAAUUUCACAAGCUUCUAAUGCAAUUAUCUUGAUAAAUACUGAACAUAAAACAUUGUUCAUUUGCAUGUAUAUUUCUAAUAACAAAGGUU
Messenger RNA from Mytilus californianus (California mussel), 2344 nucleotides. RefSeq names its product ceramide-1-phosphate transfer protein-like. The transcript has 2 exons. The coding region runs from base 30 to 659 and encodes 209 amino acids. Lineage: Eukaryota; Metazoa; Mollusca; Bivalvia; Mytilida; Mytilidae. Gene Ontology annotation, molecular function: ceramide 1-phosphate transfer activity; ceramide 1-phosphate binding. The record is from RefSeq and is a predicted model, not a curated record. Gene Ontology annotation, biological process: intermembrane lipid transfer; ceramide transport. Gene Ontology annotation, cellular component: cytosol; membrane; cytoplasm.